UUUACCCAUUUACCGGCGUACUCGCCACUGCUCUCCAGCUAGCUAGCUCUAGCUCCUCCAACUUCCAAGUCCAAGCAAGGCUAAAUUUUCCAAAUAAUUGGAUUUUAUAUUUAAAAAGUCAUGUCAGGAGCUAUUAAAAAGAGUACAGGUCUAGUUGGUCUAGCUGUUGAAGCUAAUCCUCAUGAGAAACUCAGAAUUCUCUACACAAAGAUCUUGGGUGUUCUUCAAGUUAUACCCAAGGAUGCAUCCUAUAGACAAUCUACAGAACAGAUUGUGACUGACAAGUUAGACAUGGUCAAAGCUGAGCCAGGCCCAGAAAAGCUAGAGACAAAAAUCAAUUCUGGUCAAAUUGAAGAAGUGAUACGUCAGGCUGAGGCAGAAUUGUCUUUGGCACGAAAGAUGGUUGAAUGGAAACCAUGGGAACCAUUGACAGAUGAAGCGCCAUCAGGACAAUGGAAGUGGCCAUGAUUGUAGUCAGCAUCCAGACUGUAUAAAGAGAAUUGAAUUUGUAAUUGUGCUAUUACUUUAAAACUUAGGAUCUUUUAUUCAAUGACCCCUCUGCCUCCAGGAUGUUAUAACACAACUAAUACUCACAUGAAUGCAACAGAUAUAUUUGCUAUUAAUAGAAAACGAAAGAUUGCUUUGGUUUCACACCUUUUAAUGAUGCUAGGUUAGUCAUGUCAGUUUUCUGAAACACAGUUGACUUGAGUCAUAGUUUUCAACAAACAUGUAGACAUUCAUACAUGGAUAUGUACGAUGUAUACAAGGCUGAGGUAUCUAUUACAAUAACAAAAAUAAUUUCAAACACCUGCAGUGCAAAUAAUAAUCCUUGUGAAAUAAUUUAUGGUACACAGAUAAAAAGCUCAUGAAAUUACGGAAUUCACAAACAUUUUGGAGUAAGCAAAACAAAAUUGAGCACAAGCCAAAUUUUCAUGUCAGUUUCUUCAGACUGUUAACACUAUUUCCUCAAUUCUAAAUGCAUCUUAUAUUCUACAUUUUUGUGUUAUUUCUCUUUCCACAACAAUUUAUGGUAUAGUGUAUGCAGUUGAAAUGGGAAAACCAGGGUGAUGGGAAAUGUUUGUAAUGAUUUUACACAACUUAUGUACUAAAAGUUGUUUGUUUUCGCCCUUUUGUCUCUUUUCUUGACUUGAUUUCAUUUGGACCUUUGAAACUUUGACAUCAUUUUCUCUGUGAUGUGCAGUUAAAUUCUAUUUUUAUUUCUUUUAAAAGAUUACUUGCUAGGUCCUAAUUCCUAGACAUGUAUUGUUCUGUCAAAUAGUGUCACAAUAGCACAAGGAUUCAUACAAAAGAUACAGGAGGAACUAGAUGGAGGAUUCAUUGAUGUUGUACAUAACAGUUUCAUGACGGGUUGGAAUUGAUGUCUUUUUAAACUAUUGUUGUUAGAAAUGAACCAAAUGCAUAGAAUUUGGAUGUGCCAUUUUGAAUAAUAAAUUCAGUGCAUAGGAAGAAAAUGAACAUA
Molecule: messenger RNA, 1480 nt
Organism: Patiria miniata (bat star)
Lineage: Eukaryota; Metazoa; Echinodermata; Asteroidea; Valvatida; Asterinidae
Gene: ndufa5
Product: NADH dehydrogenase [ubiquinone] 1 alpha subcomplex subunit 5-like
Exons: 5
Coding region: 121-468 (115 amino acids)
Biological process (GO): respiratory electron transport chain
Source: RefSeq, a predicted model, not a curated record